Lodderomyces elongisporus is the source of this 273-nucleotide messenger RNA. RefSeq lists its product as uncharacterized. The coding region runs from base 1 to 273 and encodes 90 amino acids. The record is from RefSeq and is a predicted model, not a curated record. The transcript has a single exon. NCBI's taxonomy places the organism in Eukaryota, Fungi, Ascomycota, Pichiomycetes, Serinales, Debaryomycetaceae.
AUGGUAUCAUUCAAUAUUGAUUUUGAUGGAUGCAGCACUCAUACUGUCUUGAAAACUUGCUUCACAAUUGAAGAUAUCAAAUGCACAGAUCACAUCUCCACAAUUGAUCAUGAAGAACUGAUUGAACCAUUGCGUGAAUAUUGUAUAUUAGUGAAUAAAAAAAAAAUACACAGUGCUGAUAAAAAAGAAGCAUAUCAAGAUGGUGAAAAUAAUGAUUCCGAAGAAGAAAAAGCUCGUACAUUUAACAAAGUGCGUUUGGUUGCUCAAAAGUAG